Messenger RNA from Apaloderma vittatum (bar-tailed trogon), 1381 nucleotides. RefSeq names its product polypeptide N-acetylgalactosaminyltransferase 12 (gene GALNT12). Lineage: Eukaryota; Metazoa; Chordata; Aves; Trogoniformes; Trogonidae. The transcript has 9 exons. The record is from RefSeq and is a predicted model, not a curated record. Gene Ontology annotation, cellular component: Golgi apparatus. The annotation marks the transcript as partial.
AUGCAGAGAGAAGAAGUAUGAUUAUUAUAGCUUGCCGAAAACCUCUGUUGUGAUAGCUUUUUAUAAUGAGGCUUGGUCAACACUUCUGCGAACUGUUCAUAGUGUUCUUGAGACAUCUCCAGAUAUACUUUUGGAAGAAAUUAUCCUUGUAGAUGAUUACAGUGACAAAGAACAUUUAAAGGAAGCUUUGGAGGACUACGUGGCUGGCUUACGCAAGGUGCGUCUUAUCCGUGCAAAUAAGCGAGAGGGGCUGGUUCGAGCCCGGCUGCUGGGAGCCUCCGUGGCGAAAGGAGACGUCCUGACCUUCCUGGACUGCCACUGCGAGUGCCACGAGGGGUGGCUGGAGCCGCUGCUGGCAAGGAUUGCAGAGGAAGAAUCAGCUGUUGUCUGCCCUGUUAUCGAUGUUAUUGACUGGAAUACGUUUGAGUACUUGGGAAAUGCUGGUGAGCCACAGAUCGGUGGGUUUGACUGGAGACUCGUCUUCACUUGGCAUAGUAUCCCUGAAAGAGAACAAAACCGGAGGAAGUCAAAGACUGAUGUGAUCAGGUCUCCAACCAUGGCAGGUGGAUUGUUUUCUGUGAGCAAGAAGUAUUUUGAUUAUCUUGGUUCAUAUGAUACAGGAAUGGAAGUCUGGGGAGGAGAAAACCUUGAAUUCUCAUUUAGGAUCUGGCAGUGUGGAGGAAGCCUUGAGAUCCACCCUUGCUCACACGUAGGUCACGUUUUCCCCAAACAAGCUCCGUACUCGCGAACCAAAGCUUUGGCAAACAGUGUGCGUGCAGCUGAAGUGUGGAUGGAUGAAUAUAAAGAAAUUUAUUACCACCGAAACCCACAUGCUCGCCUGGAACCAUAUGGAGAUGUGACAGAAAGGAGACUCCUUCGAGAGAAGCUCAAAUGCAAGGACUUCAAAUGGUUCUUGGAGAAUGUGUACCCAGAGAUUCAUGUACCUGAGGACAGACCAGGCUUUUUUGGAAUGCUGAAGAGUAGAGGAAUGGCAAACUUCUGUUUUGAUUAUAACCCUACAAAUGAACAUCAAGUAACUGGACACAGGAUCAUAUUGUACCCAUGUCAUGGCAUGGGACAAAAUCAGUUUUUUGAGUACACGUCCCAUAAUGAAAUACGUUACAACACCCGACAGCCAGAAGCCUGUGCAGCAGUUGAUUCUGGGACCGACUACUUGACAAUGUACACGUGUCAAGAAAAUGCCCACAGUGUUCCCGAAAACCAGAAGUUUGUUUUCAGAGAGGAUGGUACCUUAUUUCAUCUACAAACCCAGAAGUGUGUACAAGCCGAGUCGAACGCUUACAAUGGUAACCCUGCACCAUUGCUACGACCCUGUACCAACUCGGACUACCAAAAAUGGUUCUUCAAAGAAAGAAGUUGA